Molecule: messenger RNA, 1463 nt
Organism: Zeugodacus cucurbitae (melon fly)
Lineage: Eukaryota; Metazoa; Arthropoda; Insecta; Diptera; Tephritidae
Exons: 1
Coding region: 4-1461 (485 amino acids)
Molecular function (GO): zinc ion binding; nucleic acid binding
Source: RefSeq, a predicted model, not a curated record
CGAAUGGAAAACAUUACGAGAAACAAAACAAAUACCAACAACAACAACACCAACACCUCUGAUAUCCUAGUGAACAUCGGCACCGAAAGUUUGAGUGAAGGUGAUGCAAAAAUGCAAGAUCCAAACCAUACGCAGAGGACACCGGCUGCGGAAGUGGACCCCUUUAAACGUGUAUCAAAACUAGGCAGGUCCCCAGUUAAGAGUCUUAGCAUUGACAAGCCGAUACGAGCGAGGUCUUCACCUCCAGUUCUGUGUGAUACCACGCCCCAAACAAAGUCUGGACAACCUAAUGGAGACUGCAUGUCUGAAUUAGGGGAGGCUAUCAAAAAGCUGGUUGAUACGAUGCGCCCACCUCAGCGAUCUAUCAAUAACAACAUGAGAGAUCUUCUCAGUCUAAUAGUAAAGCUGCACUCAGGUGCACAGGAGGAGCAGUUAGUAAACAAAGAUAUGAGACGUAACAUCCUUGUGAUACCAGCGACUGCGGAAACGACGCCAAAGAGGCCCCACGAAGAAAAGCAAGUGAAGCGUAAUACACCGCCCAAGAAGAAUAAAACCACUCAUAGGGAAGUGUUGAACACGACUGCGUUGAAGACUGAUGUCGGCCCAGACAAGGAACCAAAGAAAGAUAGCUCCGUGGAAAACAAAGCCGAAGGAAGGAUGAAGGAUAAUAAAAAGAAAGAUGAAUGGAUUGCUGUCAAAAGUAAACAAUUAAGGAAGAGUACGCAUAAACCCACACCGCGACCUGAUGCUAUAAUCAUAGAGCGAACAGGCAAUAUGUCUUAUAGCGACAUUUUAAGGGUAGUCAAGAAAGAUGAUACCUUACAAGAGCUUGGCGAAAAUGUGGCAAGGAUCAGGAAAACGGUCAAAGGCGAGAUCCUAAUACAACUUAAAGACGCGCAGAUGAAGAACACUGGUGAGUUCAAGACCGACAUAAGCAAAGUACUAGGAGAACAAGCACAGAUAAGAGCAUUAACCCAUGAAGUGAUGGUGGAAAUACGGGAUCUUGACGAAAUCACCACCAAAGAGGACAUUGCCGAGGCUAUCCAAAGUCAGAUAAAGGAGCUGAAGCAUUUCGAUAAGGACUCGAUCAAAAACAUCAGGUCGGCGUACCUUGGAACGCAAACAGCAACAAUAAGCUUACCCGCGCGUGAGGCAAGAAUAUUGCUAGAGGCACGUAAGAUAAAAAUAGGUUGGGUGGUGUGUAGAGUAAGGACGAAGCAAAUUCUGAGAAGGUGCUUUAGGUGUCUCGAAUACGGACAUUUUGCGAAAUCGUGCAGCAACCCGGACGAUAGGAGCAAGUGCUGUGUGAAAUGUGGAGAAACCGGACAUUUUGCGAAGACAUGUACCAAAAAACCAUCAUGUACCGUAUGCAAGAAAAAUGGGAGACAGAACACCGAUCAUCAGAUUGGUAGUACGAAAUGUCCCAUUUAUCAAGAAGCGUGUAAAAGCAAUACAAAAUGAGG